AUUAACUACGUCAAGACUCAAAACUGUUAAGCUGUAUAUUUUAUACUCCUACCGUAUUAUUGUCGGCUUAGAAGUUCAAUUUCACAAGCAAAAGUUGUUUCAUUUUUAGUCCUCUUACCUACCAGCCAUCGUAUACAACUCGGGACGGCUCAUGUUGCAUUUACUAAACAUAAUAUAUCUUUUUGUGGUUUACUUGUCAGUUUCAAGUUAGUUAUCGACAAAAUCAAGCAACUCAUAUUCAUUUUGAACACCUAAUGGACGAAAAGGUCUGAAAUUAUCAGUUGUCCGAAACUCCAGUCUCUGUUUGUUAGCUUCUUUUUUUUAAUAUUGCAUUAGGCCGCCUUUAUAUUGUGUACAUGAAGCAACCCAAUAAACCCAUAAACAAACGAAAACUAGAUAUAUUCCACAAACAAUUAUUGAUAACUGAACAAAAUAACAAAACAUUAUACUCGGUCACAUCUGUUAAUAACGUAAAAUAUAGUAUUCAGAACCACACCUCCCGUGUUAGUAUAAAUAACAACAUUAGUCUUUAUCAAAAUUAUUGUCAUCGAUCAUUGAUCAAAAGAGAAGUUAAUUAGUAACAAAUGGCUGAUUUGAAGAUGAAUAUCUCUUGUUUCUUCUUCAUUCAAGUACUAUUGUUGUUGUUGCUCUCUUCCUUUCCUCCAACCAAUGCUCAAGGGUUGAAAGUUGGGUUCUACGACAAGACAUGCCCCAAAGCCGAGGCUAUUGUUAAGAAGUCCGUCUCCGAUGCCAUGAAGAAUGACCCGACAAUUGGAGCUCCUUUGCUCCGAAUGUUCUUCCACGACUGUUUCGUUCGGGGUUGUGAUGGGUCGGUCUUGCUAGAGCUAAAGAACAAAAAGGACGAGAAGAAUGCGCCUCCUAACCUCAGCCUUCGAGGGUUUGAGGUCAUAGAUAAUGUCAAGGCAGCUGUAGAAGAAGAGUGUCCGGGAGUUGUUUCUUGCUCUGAUGUCUUGGCCCUUGUAGCUAGAGACGCAGUUGUUGAGCUCGAUGGACUGUCGUGGGGAGUUGAAACGGGAAGAAGAGACGGUAGGGUUACAAACAUCAACGAGGCCAGAUCGAACUUACCAUCACCUUUGAAUAAUAUUACAAGCCUUAUCACCCAGUUUAGUUCUAAAGGCCUCGACAAGAAAGACCUCGCCGUGCUCUCAGGUGGACACACGGUCGGGCAGGGACAUUGUCCUUUAAUCCUAAACCGGCUGUACAAUUUCACCGGGAAAGGAGACAGCGAUCCGGACUUAGACACGGAAUAUGCAGCCACCCUCAGAAAAAAAUGCAAGCCCACGGAUACCACGACGGCUCUAGAAAUGGAUCCAGGAAGCUUUAAAACAUUCGAUGAAAGCUACUUCAAGCUCGUGUCUCAAAGAAGAGGGUUCUUUCAAUCUGAUGCAGCUCUUUUAAACAAUAAAGAAACUAAGUCUUACGUUCUCAAGCAAAUGAACAGUCAGGGAUCUACUUUCUCUGGGGAUUUUGGUGUCUCUAUGGUGAAGAUGGGUCGGAUUGGAGUUUUAACCGGUAAGGCCGGGGAAGUUCGGAAGAAGUGCAGAAUGGUUAACUAAGUAUAGAUCUUCUUGUGAGAUUGUGAUUAUUUGCAUUGUGAUUGUUUGUGUAUUUUCUCUUGAAGAAUUAUGAGUGAAAUAAACGUAUCAAUUGUCUAAAAUGGAAAGUAAAAUUGUAAAACAAACUAUGUCAAGUUUUUUUUGCACAAAAAUUAAUAUGGAGGAUGUAUUUUUCUUUCAAA
This is a messenger RNA of Brassica rapa (field mustard), 1759 nucleotides long. Its product is annotated as peroxidase 56. The record is from RefSeq and is a predicted model, not a curated record. Gene Ontology annotation, biological process: hydrogen peroxide catabolic process; response to oxidative stress. Gene Ontology annotation, molecular function: heme binding; peroxidase activity. NCBI's taxonomy places the organism in Eukaryota, Viridiplantae, Streptophyta, Magnoliopsida, Brassicales, Brassicaceae.